AGGCGGAGGAGGAGGGGGCGGAGUUUAUGGCUGUCAGCGUGUCUCGAUAAGCGCGCCUGUAGAGCGCCUGAUAGAGCAGUCAGUUUCAGCGUGGAGUUCAUCACAGCCUCCUGAUUGCAAUGGAUUACAGACGGAUGAAACUAAUUUUAUUUGUCAGUGUAAUUAUGAACAGCGUAUUUAUUUCUCUUCAAAGUAAUGAAGAGGUGCUGCUGGACAUGAUGGCAUCUGGAGGAGAGUUGGGCUGGCUGAUAUGGCCUGAUCAGAACGGGUGGGAGUUGGUCCAGCGGAUUGUUAAUGGUAGCUUGCUCUAUUGCUACGUGGUUUGCAAUGUGGAAGCACGAGAGCAGGACAACUGGCUGCGCACCACCUUCAUCCAGCGCCACCCCACCGCCAGACAGGUGUUUGUGAAGAUCCACUUUGUUGUGCGUGACUGCAGUUCUUUCAAUGCAGACUCGCUUGCCUGCAAAGAAACCUUCAAACUGUACAUUUCUGAAGCUGAUGCUGACAUUGGCACCAGCUUCCGUAGGGUCCUGUUCCGCAAGGUUGCAACCAUUGCACCCGAUGAAACCUCUGCCAGAGAUAUGAGGAUCAACAUAGAGACAAAGGUGCUGGAGAAUCUCUCCCGUAAGGGAUUUUACUUGGCUUUCCAGGACACUGGUGCUUGUGUAGCUAUCUACUCUGUAAGGGUUUACUAUAAAACAUGUCCCACCACAGUGAAGAGCUUGGCAACGUUCCCUGAAACAGUGACGAUGGCAGGGGGCGAGAACCACACACCUCGGGAGGUGACUGAGGCUUUUGUGGAAAAUGCUGAGAGUGAGGACCAACCACGCAUUUACUGCAUAGGCUAGUGUCUAUGCAGCCCGGGAUAUGAAACUGUGGACAGCACAUGCCAAGCUAAGACCUUUGGUCUGAGGAAUAGAAUUUCUACCCCACUGCCAGCAGUGAAGUCUGAUUUUCAUUUGAGCAAUGGUUUUGCUUAGGGAUAUAAAUUAAAGCGAGUACAACAUGAUUUUUGGCAUUUGCAUUUAUUAAAGUGUUGUGUGUUCUAGACAGCAGGGAGAUUUUCUAUUGUUGUACAAUACAUACUGCCUUACAAGUAAAAUGGCUGGAAUUCCUUCUCAAGCAGUCCCCGCUUCAGCUUUGACUAUAACCAAAAUGUGAAAACUAUUUCCAUUUUGGUGCUAUAGCAUGUGCUUUUCCCCCCAUAAAAUAUUUUUUUUUUGGUAAAUCUAAUGUUAAAGACAAAACCACAUAUUGCAACAGCACAACAGACAAUAAAACAUGCCUUUCUAAGCCAUACAUCAUUGAUUAUUUCAAGACCGUUUUCUUUUAUGAAUAUCCCCCACUUGUUUUUUAUAUAUAAAAAAUAAAAAUGGCUGUAAUUCCUUAACAGUUAAUGCAAUGUUUUUGUUAAACACAGUGAAUUAAAGCUGACAGUCUACACUUCA
Pangasianodon hypophthalmus (striped catfish) is the source of this 1448-nucleotide messenger RNA. RefSeq names its product ephrin type-A receptor 2. Lineage: Eukaryota; Metazoa; Chordata; Actinopteri; Siluriformes; Pangasiidae. Gene Ontology annotation, molecular function: protein binding; transmembrane-ephrin receptor activity. The transcript has 3 exons. The coding region runs from base 120 to 848 and encodes 242 amino acids. Gene Ontology annotation, cellular component: neuron projection. The record is from RefSeq and is a predicted model, not a curated record. Gene Ontology annotation, biological process: axon guidance.